ACGUAUAAAUGUCUAUGACUUGCCCUAUCGAACUAAUUGUACUUGGGGUUAGGUGAUUCUUUUGUAGCGAGAAAUUAUGGUGUCUGAAACAGUUUUGUUGAGGAUAUGCCGGAAUGGUGCUGCAAAAGCAAGAAAUUUUCACAGCACUGCAGUUACUACGCAGGCUCAAGAAAGAGUAAAAAAGUUCGCCAUAUACAGAUGGAAUCCUGACAAGCCCGAUGAGAAGCCUCAGAUGCAGGAAUAUGGUGUUGAUUUAAAUAAAUGCGGUCCUAUGGUACUUGAUGCGUUGAUCAAAAUCAAGAAUGAGGUGGAUCCGACAUUGACUUUCAGGCGCUCAUGUCGCGAAGGCAUUUGUGGAUCGUGUGCAAUGAAUAUUGGAGGUGUGAACACGCUGGCGUGUAUCAGCAAGAUAGACUCGAACGUGUCGAAGGCGACCAAGAUCUACCCCCUGCCCCACAUGUACGUGGUGAAGGACCUGGUGCCGGACAUGACCAACUUCUACAACCAGUACCGCGCCAUCCAGCCAUGGCUGCAGCGCCGCGAGGAGCCGGCCAGCGGCCAGCAGCAGUACCUGCAGUCCGUCGACGACCGCAAGAAGCUGGAUGGGCUGUACGAGUGUAUCUUGUGUGCGUGCUGCAGCACGUCCUGCCCCUCCUACUGGUGGAACGGGGACAAGUACCUGGGCCCGGCCGUGCUCAUGCAGGCCUACAGGUGGAUCAUAGACUCGAGGGAUGAAGCGACUGAGAAGAGGCUGGACAAGCUGCGCGACCCGUUCUCGGUGUACCGCUGCCACACCAUCAUGAACUGCACCCGCACCUGCCCCAAGGGUUUGAAUCCUGGAAAAGCAAUAGCCGAGAUCAAGAAACUAUUGUCGGGGAUAAUCAAGAAGGAUGAGCCAGGAAUGAAGACUGUGGCAGCCCAAGCAUAAUUCUUGGUUUUUACGUGUAGCAGUAUUAACUGGCAGCAUUUGAAAUGAUUGGAGUAUAUGAUUUGGAUUGUACAGUUGUCUUAAGACCUGUAAAGUAAAGGAAGUCAGAUAAAACAUAACCGUAACAUGUGCAUGGUUGGUUAGUCAUUGAUGGAAGAAAAAUAAUUUGCAAAGUAAUUUUUUAAACAGUAUGCAAUAACUUCGAUAGUUUAAAAAAAAAAAAAUAGAAUUAUCAUUAAGAGGCAUAAUUUUUUGGAUUGGUUUCAUGCCUAUAUUAAAGUAAACAUUUUUAGAAUGCACAUUGGUGUACAGUUAACUAUUUUCUUAAUAGUGGUUCAAGGUGUCACAGUUGUAUCAAAACUACAGGCCAAUGUUCACUUAAGACUACUUGGUCAUCUAAUUACUUUAGUCAGCUGCUUCCAAUCUGCUGCCAGGUAAGCAAAGUAAAAUGCCUACAUAUUCCUCUUUUUGUUCCACCAUUCUUCCUCUCCACACUAUUCAGGCUUCUCUUCCCACCACCUACUUAGGGCAUUAUUCCUGUGUACUUUACUCCAGUUUCCUAGGCAGCCUCUUAUCAAAUAAAAAUACAUAUGUUAAA
Bacillus rossius redtenbacheri is the source of this 1526-nucleotide messenger RNA. RefSeq names its product succinate dehydrogenase [ubiquinone] iron-sulfur subunit, mitochondrial (gene SdhB). Gene Ontology annotation, biological process: aerobic respiration; respiratory electron transport chain; tricarboxylic acid cycle. The record is from RefSeq and is a predicted model, not a curated record. Bases 77 to 928 code for a protein of 283 amino acids. Gene Ontology annotation, cellular component: mitochondrial membrane. NCBI's taxonomy places the organism in Eukaryota, Metazoa, Arthropoda, Insecta, Phasmatodea, Bacillidae. The transcript is spliced from 7 exons. Gene Ontology annotation, molecular function: electron transfer activity; 2 iron, 2 sulfur cluster binding.